Aspergillus aculeatinus CBS 121060 is the source of this 610-nucleotide messenger RNA. RefSeq lists its product as uncharacterized. The transcript has 3 exons. NCBI's taxonomy places the organism in Eukaryota, Fungi, Ascomycota, Eurotiomycetes, Eurotiales, Aspergillaceae. The record is from RefSeq and is a predicted model, not a curated record. The coding region runs from base 157 to 366 and encodes 69 amino acids.
GCGGAAGUGGCGGCGCUGAAGGCCGAGAGGGACAGUGCCAAGGGCUCGUCGGUUGGCCUGGACGGCAGCCGGUUGGCUGGAGAGACCCUUGCCAGAGAAGAUGGUGGUUCCACCGCAGUCGAAGGUGAGGACCUUGGUUCAUCUAUUCAGGGAACGAUGGCCAGCAUCCAAGAGCAGCUUAAACACAUCCGUACCACUAAUGAUGAUUGGUAUGACGAGCACCGACGAAUCCUUGGCGAAUUGGCCGAGUUGUCUCGUCGGGCGACGCCCAACCCUCCGAGCCAGUCGACGACACCGCAACCCGAGAAGGCGAACGGCUCGAGCAGCAGUUCGGACGAGCAAGGGAUUGAGGAAGGAUCCUCGUGAACGGGGAGAGAAGACUCUGGGCUCGGGGGAGGAUGACCCUAUUUCCUUUGUCGUAUGAUGUCCCGAAGAGGAAUUUUCAUUAUCGUUGUAUUGGCCUAGGCUGUAUGUAAUAGAAUACUCAGGAUACCCCUGUUCUCCGCUUUCUUUCUUGUGACUCUCCCCAUGUUCUACAAUGCCCCUCUCCAGGGGAUCCCAUUGGACGUGUAAGUGUGGUUGCACAGGAAAAAGCAGCAGGCAAAAAAGC